Messenger RNA from Symbiodinium sp. CCMP2592, 1731 nucleotides. The record is from the annotation of a GenBank genome assembly. Lineage: Eukaryota; Dinophyceae; Suessiales; Symbiodiniaceae.
AUGGACCCAUCCGAACUCAAAGGCCGGAAGAUUGGACGCGUGCUCACCAAGAUGGGUGUUGUUACGCGCGAACAAGUUCACCAAGCCAUCGGAAUCCAAAAGGGACGUUCACAGAAAAUCAAACUCGGCCAGAUUCUGAUCGAGAUGGAUCUGUGUACUCAACUCGACAUCGACAAGGCGCUCGCAGGACAAGCCGGCAUGGAGUAUGCCGACCUUUCCGGACUGGAACUCGACGAAGAAACGGUUGGUGCGAUUCCCGCUGAGAAUGCGAAGGCGUACCAGUGUGUCCCAAUCGAGUACGAGCCCAAGUCCCGCAAGCUCAAAGUCGCGAUCAAAAGUCCAGAUAACUUCCAAGCCGUGGACGACCUCCGUUUGUUGAUGGGUGCAAAGGUCGAAGCGGUGAUCGCGUCACCAAAGGAAAUAGACUCCCUCCUGGAGAAGUACUACGCCAAAUCAGAGUCCAUGGAAGAGGUCAUGGGCGCUCUCGCGAGUGAUGAGAAGCUCAAGAGUGUUGGUGGCGCCUCUGAUCAGUCCAUCGACCUCGAUGCGGUGAUCGAUGCCGCGGAUGACAACCAGGUCAUCAAGCUGCUGAACAUGGUGCUCCUCCAAGCCAUCCGCGAUCGCGCCUCGGACAUCCACUUCGAGCCAUUCGAGCACGAGUUUAAGAUGCGUUAUCGUAUCGACGGCAUCCUCUACGAGAUGGUGCCGCCGCCCAAGCACCUUGGUGCUGCGAUCACUUCGCGUGUCAAGGUUAUGGCGAACCUUGACAUCGCGGAACGCCGACUCCCACAGGACGGCCGUAUCGAGCUCACCGUUGGUGGUAACCCGGUCGACCUGCGUGUCGCAGUGCUCCCAACCAUCUACGGCGAAAGCGUCGUUAUGCGUGUGCUCGAUCGCGGGAAUGUUGAACUCUCGCUUGACCGUGUUGGAUUCCGUCCAGACGACCUCGAAACCUUCCGUGGCUUGAUCCACAAACCAAACGGGAUUGUGAUUGUCACCGGCCCUACCGGGUCUGGUAAAACCACCACGCUCUAUGCGGCUCUUGCUGAGUUGAACGACAUCAAGACCAAGGUGCUCACUGCUGAGGAUCCGGUCGAAUACGACAUCGAUGGGCUCUGCCAAGUCCAAGUCAACUCUGAAGUCGGUUUGACCUUCGCGAGUGCGUUGCGUUCAUUCUUGCGUCAGGACCCUGAUGUAAUCCUCGUCGGUGAAAUCCGCGACCUUGAAACUGCUCAGAUCGCGGUUCAAGCUUCGCUCACCGGUCACUUGGUGCUCUCGACGCUCCACACCAAUGACGCGCCGAGUUCGAUCAUCCGUCUUGUGGACCUCGGGAUCGAGCCCUUCCUUCUGACCGCGACAAUCGAAGGCAUCGUCGCUCAGCGACUGGUUCGAACACUCGACCAGACGACCAAGGAAGCGUACAUGCCGACGGAACAGGAACUCAUGGAACUUUCAUUGCGUCCAAGCGAUGUGCAAGGAAGAGAGUUUUACCGACCAGGCAAAACAAGCAAUGUCGGUGGCGGAUACAAAGGGCGUAUGGCCCUAUUCGAGAUCCUGCAUCUCGAUGAUGAACUGCGUGAGCUCAUCAUUAAAAAUGCAAGCACCGCAGUACUCAGAGAUCUCGCGCGAAAGAAAGGCAUGCGUUCACUCCGUGAGAGCGGCAUGCUCGCAAUCUACGAAGGUCAAACUAGUAUCGAUGAGGUCGUUCGCGAAACGCUCGCUGAGGAAUAA